AUGGCAGCAGCACCACCUUCUCUGUUCCUGUUCUUCCUCCUCCUCACAACCCUCGUGUGUAUCAACACUACCGGAGUCGAAGGAGCCACAACAACUUGGUGCGUGGCGAGGAGUGAUGCUAGCAACCAGGCUCUCCAGACUGCCUUGGACUAUGCAUGUGCCUCCGGCGCCGACUGCGUUCCAAUCCAGUCCGAUGGGCUGUGUUACCUCCCUAACACUAUCCAAGCUCACACCUCGUACGCUUUCAACAGUUACUACCAGCGCAAGGCUAUGGCUCCUGGCUCCUGUGACUUCUCCGGCACCGCCACCGUUGCCCAGACCGAUCCCAGUUAUGGAUCUUGUGUAUACCCUUCUUCUGUAAGCACGGCCGGAGGCACAAGUACUACACCAAACACAACUCCGACCACAACUACAACCAUUCCAAGUCCACCAACGACGACAACGACGAAUCCGACCUUUGGCAAUGGCGUGGUGGGUGGACUCACUCCAGUAACAACUCCGGCUGUCCCCGAUGAUUCAAAAGCAGCAUCCCUUCAAUUCAUGCUUCCAACAUUGAUUUCUGUCUCCUUUAUUUUUUACAUGUUCUUUUAGUUACCUUGACUAAAACCCAUCUAGGAUUGGUUAGUUUUAAAUUUUUACUAAUCAGAGGAAGAACAGCAUUGGAGGCAUUAUGGAAGAAGAGGUUACACAUUUUUGUUAGAGGUUGGAAUCUUCUUUGUACAACUCCAUCUAGCUCAUUAAGCUAAGCCUCAUGGUAAUGAUCUGAACCUGCUAGGCCUCGAUCUCAAAAUCAAAUCAAUUCAAUAGUUCAAUUGUGAACCUUGCAGGUCCCAAAUUCAAUCGUAUUACUGUUAUGUUUAAGACAUUGACUUGCAUAAUGGAA
Molecule: messenger RNA, 883 nt
Organism: Fragaria vesca subsp. vesca
Lineage: Eukaryota; Viridiplantae; Streptophyta; Magnoliopsida; Rosales; Rosaceae
Product: glucan endo-1,3-beta-glucosidase 1-like
Exons: 3
Coding region: 1-591 (196 amino acids)
Source: RefSeq, a predicted model, not a curated record